This is a messenger RNA of Cololabis saira (Pacific saury), 1004 nucleotides long. RefSeq names its product glutathione peroxidase 3 (gene gpx3). Gene Ontology annotation, biological process: response to oxidative stress. Lineage: Eukaryota; Metazoa; Chordata; Actinopteri; Beloniformes; Belonidae. The record is from RefSeq and is a predicted model, not a curated record. The transcript has 5 exons. Gene Ontology annotation, molecular function: glutathione peroxidase activity.
GCUCAUUUAUCCCGAGGGAAGAGCUGCCAGGUCUCCAGAGAGAGCUGGGGAAGGACGGCGUGAUGUGGCCGCUCAUCCCGCUGCUGCUGCUCGCCCUGCUGCGACCCUGCGCCGCCGGAGACGCCUUCACCCAGAUGUGUGACUCAUCCGUGGAUGGCAACAUCUACAAAUACCACGCCAGGACUCUAAAUGGGAGCUGCACCGUGAACCUUAGUGACUUCAUUGGCAAGCAUGUGCUGUUCGUCAAUGUAGCUACGUACUGAAAAUACACCGAACAGUAUGUGGAACUGAAUGCACUACACGAGGAGAUGAAACCUCUUGGGUUCACUAUUCUUGCUUUUCCCUCCAACCAAUUUGGGAAACAGGAACCGGGGGACAGACAUGAAAUCCUGCCAGCCUUAAAACACGUCAGACCAGGCAACGGAUUUCUUCCAAACUUCCUGAUAUUUGAGAAAGGUGACGUGAAUGGAAAAGAUGAGCAGGAGGUUUUCACAUUCCUGAAAAGCGCCUGUCCUCCAGUCGGGGACGACUUUGGCAAUGUUAACGGCAGAUUGUUCUGGGAACCGCUUAAGGUCGGCGACAUCAAGUGGAACUUUGAGAAGUUCCUGGUGGGACCGCACGGGAAGCCGGUGAUGAGGUGGCACCCAGGCAUCAACGUGUCCACAGUCCGAGCCGACAUCCGAAAUUACCUGCUCCAGUUGUACACAGGAUCCUUUUAAUUGAAUAUGAUUGUGCAAUGCUGUCCCUGUCCGUAGCAAGCGCGCAGUAGAUUUCUUUUGGUAGCAAAUAAUAGUGUGAUGUGGCAGUUUCUGAAACUGGAAGGUGGCAUGUUGAAUGAAGAGGAGGCUUGAAAACAGUAAGUCUGCGGUGUCUCCUUGGAGUCCGGGGUUCAGGUCAGCCUUUCGGUGCAUUCAGGCUGCCCUUCAACCCCCCACCACCAUGUCAUCUUCUCAUCCCAGGACCUGCUAACCAUCACAAUCUGUUAAUAAAUCAUGGGAAAGGCA